UCAGACUAGUAGCUUCCAAUGAGCGCGAACCUGGGACAUAGCAAUACACCGCUUUACAUAUUUAGCAUUACGCAUUGACUUUGAUAUGAAUGUUCUAACAAGCAUAAUCCGAAAGCAACAAUUCCAGAAACGUCUCCAGCAUUACUUCAAACAUGUCAGUGCUCUGUGCGAACGGGAACUCAACGACAUGAUUUCUAAGGCAAUCAGUAAGGCCAAUGCUCGUGAAGCAGAAGGACGCCACGUCACAGUACAGACUUCAAUUAAAGUCUUCCUCUCGAAAUGUUUGACCUUAAAGGAUAGCUUAAGAAGCAAGAUGCAGAAUGAAAUUUUGAUGACGUCAAACUUCAUUAGUAGGACUCUUAUCAAACAGGAACCAGCUGAAUGCCUACCUGAAAUAGGCGAUCAUAUAGAGGCCAUGUGCGCAGAGAUUAGCGCAUGGUGGAACUUUGGGUUGAGUCGAUUAAAUGAAGAUUGUCGCGACUUUGAAAAAGUGAAGCUCAUGUUUAGUAUCAUCGAGGAAAAGAAUGCCUUGGACUUCACUACCACAAAACGAAUGGGAGAAGAUAUAAUACUCUAUGUAGAAGAGACAUCAUUAAGUUCAGAAGCCUCUGAUCUUGCAUCGGAAACUGAACCUGAGUAUCUGAAACUUUUGGACAACUUCGAGUGUGAUGAGUAUCCGGCGCUGCCUCGUGAGUCGGAUGAGUCUUCCAAGAAUGGUCCGAAACGGAACGUUUACAAUAACAUAGACGCAGAAGCGGUAUACUCUAGCCAAAUCACACAGACACGAAGCGACACGUUUUUUGAUACUCAAAAGGAAGCCCUUUUAGCGUUACGCGAGCUAAAGGGUCUCCUAAAUUUGUUGACGCAUAAGUCAAGUUAUGCAGAUUUUCAGAGUGACGUGCACAAUCUCUCAGUAGAUGGUGACAUAAUGCUCUUAAGCGUCAACUAUCCAGCUGUAGAACCUGAGCAGGACUGUGCAAGUCUCGACAACAGCAGCUACGGUGGACAGGCGAAACAGAAGAGUGCAAUUGCUUUUCAUAACCCAUUUCGAAACUGCGCACGAACUAAAAAACAUAGCGAGCAAAGCGCCGAUGACGAUGAUGAACUACUAUCCAAACACGAGAAAAAUGGAAAAGAUUUGCCAAUUCCCAUACGACAGUUGGCAGAGCUAAUUGAUUUUCUUGAAGGUGUCUUUUGGCCGUUAACAGAAACAAAACAAGCGGUUACCUUUGCACAGGAAGCAUGACAUCCUAAAAGUGGCCUUAAAAUAUAAUAGCUGUUGUCGAAUACGAAGAUAUCUUACAUUGUUAGCGCAAUAGUUCUUCGUAUCCGAAUGUUUUCUGUAAAACUGUGAGUGGUACAAUUUAGUGGAACUCCAUUGUUCCGUUUACCCAUGAAGCUUUUAUAAUAUAGAGUUUUGACGGAACGGAAAACUUUUAGUUGUAUUUGUCCUAAUACGCUGGACGGAGAUGUUGAAACGAUGCGCCAUUUACAUUGCCAAACAAAUAAUAAGCGUUUCAUGUAAAGUACAGAAGAACGGGAGCAAGCCUACAAUUAGUUAACACCAAACCUUUGCCCUUCCAGUAAAUUUCGUCUGCUGAUAAAAAAAACACGAAUGUGAUUGUGCUACUGUGCAGGAGCGUCAAAUUUAUUUCAUUUCUUUGACGGGUAUAGUUCAUUUUUAUUCUUCGUUGAACGCCAUUAUCACAAUGCUUUCUUAUUAAUUACGCGUUUGUGUAUUUAAAGUGGGGAUAUAUGUUUGGUAUCUUGGUUUGAGGGUGGCUUCUUCG
Messenger RNA from Varroa destructor (honeybee mite), 1790 nucleotides. RefSeq lists its product as uncharacterized. The record is from RefSeq and is a predicted model, not a curated record. Lineage: Eukaryota; Metazoa; Arthropoda; Arachnida; Mesostigmata; Varroidae.